CAUUUCAAUACACCGACUCCGAUUGCCUUAUAAGGUGCGUAAAAAGUUUCUCUCGUGAAUCAACUGUAAUAUUUGUAGUCUAAAAUAACAAAAAUUAGUGAAGUAUUGAUGAGAAAAAAAUAAAACUAAGUUUAUUCGAGAUCAAAAUUUAAGUUCGAAAAAGCAAAAAAAAAAUGGAAGCCGCUAUACAACAAAAACUUUUUGAAGUUGCACAAAAAGUGGAGGAGCACCUCGAUUCGGAAAUAGAGCGACUGGAUAAAUUGGACAUCGAUGAUAUCGAAAAGUUGCGCGAGAAAAGACUCAAGGAAAUCAAAAAAAUACAGCACCAAAAACAAGUCUGGCUCUCUAUGGGCCAUGGAGAGUAUUCAGAACUCUCAGAUGAGAAAGAAUUUUUCGAAGUUUCCAAGAAAUCGAAAAACAUAGUCUGUCUCUUCUACAAAGAUGGCUCUCCUCGUUGCAAAAUCGCUGAUAUGCACUUGAAAAUAUUGGCAAAAAAGCAUGUGGAGGCUCGAUUUUGCAAAUUGAAUGUCGAACGGUGUCCCUUUUUAACAGAGCGACUCCGAAUAAAAAUAAUUCCAACGAUCGCUCUUUUCGCCGACAACAAAGCAAAAGACUACAUCGUCGGUUUCACCGAUCUGGGAAAUUGUGACGACUUCUCGACUGAAAUGAUGGAGUGGAGGAUCGCGCAAUCGGGCUGCAUUUCUUACAGCGGCGAUCUGGCGCAUCCACCCGAAACUGAGAAAAAAUCAUGGCUGAACCAGCAGUCAAAGUCAAAAACGAUCAGAGGCAGAAAGUCCGACGACUCGGAUUCAGAUUGAGUUUGAAAAUCGUUUUUUUUUUCACUACUUAAUUAUUAUUUAUUUAUUAAGAAGUUAAAUUCGCGCAUCUUUUUCUAUAGGAUUUGAUUUGCACGCUUUCUAAGUUUAGGACUUGUUGUUGAAACUUCAAGGAAAAAAUUGUUCGUGUUCUGUUUAUUUCAGAACUUAUAUUAUCAAAUUUAGAUCCUAUUUAUCAAAUGCAGUUGCUAUUUAUAAUCUACUGGGCUUUUAAUUUUUA
Belonocnema kinseyi is the source of this 1056-nucleotide messenger RNA. Its product is annotated as thioredoxin domain-containing protein 9. Bases 174 to 818 code for a protein of 214 amino acids. Gene Ontology annotation, cellular component: cytoplasm. The transcript is spliced from 4 exons. The record is from RefSeq and is a predicted model, not a curated record. Gene Ontology annotation, biological process: microtubule cytoskeleton organization. NCBI's taxonomy places the organism in Eukaryota, Metazoa, Arthropoda, Insecta, Hymenoptera, Cynipidae.